Opisthorchis viverrini is the source of this 2737-nucleotide messenger RNA. RefSeq lists its product as hypothetical. The transcript is spliced from 7 exons. The coding region runs from base 58 to 1575 and encodes 505 amino acids. NCBI's taxonomy places the organism in Eukaryota, Metazoa, Platyhelminthes, Trematoda, Opisthorchiida, Opisthorchiidae. The record is from RefSeq and is a predicted model, not a curated record. Gene Ontology annotation, molecular function: histone deacetylase activity.
UACGGUUGCGCGCUCUCAGACGUCCAGCGCCUCUGAGUCUGGACGCAUACCUCGGAAAUGGACACACCAAUCAACAAAAAGGUGUGCUACUACUACGAUGGGGAUAUCGGCAAUUACUAUUAUGGCCAAGGGCAUCCAAUGAAACCUCAUCGUAUACGGAUGACCCACAACCUCCUGCUCAACUAUGGUCUCUAUCGCAAAAUGGAAGUGUAUAGGCCAUCCAAGGCUUACAGUGAAGAUAUGACGAAAUUUCACAGCGACGAAUAUGUCAAGUUUUUGAAAAGCAUUCGUCCGGACAACAUGCAUGAAUUCAACAAACAAAUGCAACGCUUCAAUGUUGGCGAGGACUGUCCUGUGUUUGAUGGACUUUUUGAAUUUUGUCAACUGUCAGCUGGGGGCUCUAUUGCUGGAGCCGUGAAGUUGAAUAAACAGCAGACGGAUAUUGCUAUUAAUUGGGGAGGCGGUCUCCACCAUGCCAAGAAGUCAGAAGCAUCCGGCUUCUGUUACAUCAAUGAUAUUGUCAUGGGUAUUCUUGAGUUACUCAAGUAUCACCAGCGUGUGCUGUACGUCGACAUCGACAUUCAUCAUGGUGAUGGUGUUGAAGAGGCCUUCUAUACCACGGAUCGCGUGAUGACGUGCAGCUUUCACAAGUAUGGCGAAUAUUUUCCUGGGACGGGAGAUUCCAAAGAUAUUGGUGCUGGUCGGGGGAAAUACUAUGCCCUCAACUUCCCAAUGCGUGACGGAAUGGACGAUGAAUGUUAUGAACGUUGCUUCAAACCGGUUAUCUCCAAGGUAAUGGAGUACUUCCGUCCCGGUGCAGUUGUGCUGCAGUGCGGUGCUGACUCUCUUAGUGGGGAUCGCUUAGGAUGUUUCAAUCUCACCCUUAAGGGUCACGGAAAAUGCGUCGAAUUCAUCCGAUCAUUUCCCAUUCCGCUACUACUGGUUGGUGGCGGUGGGUAUACGAUACGAAACGUUGCCAGGUGUUGGACCUAUGAGACUUCGAUCGCACUGGCUACCGAAAUACCGAAUGAUUUGCCGUACAAUGAUUACUAUGAGUAUUUCGGCCCUGACUUCAAGUUACACAUCAGUCCAAGUAACAUGACAAACCAGAACACGCCGGAGUAUUUGGACAAUAUCAAAGCGAAAUUAUUUGAAAACCUUCGAAUGAUACCACAUUCUCCAAGUGUACAAAUGCAAGACAUACCAAACGACGCCAUUGACAUAGAAGAACAAGAAGCGGUGACCAGAGAUCAUGCGGAUCCGGAUAGACGGAUUUCCAUCAUGGCAGCAGACAAGGCCGUCCAACCAAACAAUGAGUUUUAUGAUGAACCGGAAGAGGGAAGUGGUGCACCCAAAAUUGGAAAAGCGCGUGAUGUCCAAAGUCAUCGCGAUACGCCCAAACGUGCACGCAAUGAUGAAGACUUGAGUCUACCGACUAAGGAUAGCCAGACGAGCAAGAGGACCGAUGCAGCCGGUGACAAGCAGUUUGAGUCAAAGCCAAAAACAUCAGAAAGGACGGAGACAACAGCCGGACAAAAAAGAAAUGGCGUUGUAGAGUCGGAGAACAACGCGUGAUGCGUUGUUUGCGAAGAAAUGCCUGCUCCUCUAGGCUGCAUACUACUGGCUCAUUCGACGCGUUUGUCAUAUUUUCGAAGUCAGUCUGUAUUUUCUAUGGAUUCUCCCUCCCUACUUAACCUACCCUUUCGGUUGUUUACGACAAAGUGUCAGACACCCUACCGUAGUGUGCACACGGUGUAAUUUCUCACGAUUCAGUUCGCUUUUUCAAUUUUUAAAUCUGCAUUUACUCCUUUCGGCCUGCACGUGCCGUGCUGGUUUGUACAGAUAAUGCUGUCCUGUGUAUUCCAAUACUCUUGUGCCAUUGAAUUUGUUCAUCUCGAUUAUUGGGUUUCUAGAGUUUUGUCAGAUCCACAUGAAGCCUCCUGCUCCGGUCGUCCCCUUCGACAUGCCUUUUUUUUACAGCAGCUACAGUAUCGGUUUGCGACCGUGUGCAAAUUUUUAUGUCAUCAAACUCAGUUUGGCUCAGAGCACUCAGCACUGAUCCGUAGUUAUGCUUUGCCAAUGGCCACUCUAUUGGCCUUGUCUAGCCUGAAGUGACCUGGGAGCAUUUCAGUCCUUGUGCUUUCCAUGGGUUAGGUGGCCUCUAAAGGGGCGCCGAAACUGAGUGACUCAAUUAGGGUUUUUACGCCGUGGAAAACGGUGUCUUAUGUAAUCAAUGCAGGAUUCUGGUCUUGAACUUUUUGCAUUAGAUCAGUUUGUUCUCCUUGUUAGUUGACAACCUCCUGCCUUCCAACUCGAUUUGCCUUUUCAUCGGUGAUCAAGAUAGGGAAUGUACCAAAAGAGUACAAACGGUUACACGCGCACUUGACGUACGUCACUGUCCUAGAUCAGUCAAUUACGUACAGAUGUGCGAAGAUGGCGCUGAUGGAUCCGUAUAGAUGGCUAGUUUUCAUCUGGAUGUACUGGUUCAGGACUUCGACUUUACACCCGAUGUUUUUGAUAGCAGUGAAGUUUACACCUUUUUCAGUACUGGCUUGGUGAAUCUACGAGAGGAGAUUUUUUUCAGCACUUUUCGCCACUUUUUCGUGUGCUCAACCAACUCUUGAUUCAUGCUUCAUUUUUUAUGAUUUGAUGCAUGUAUAAGCAAACUGGGAAGCAUACAUUUGUGUCUGGAUCCGGCCCAUAGAACGAUUUAAACUUGAAAAUAAAUGACAUUUUC